AUGGGUACGUCGGACUUAAAUUUUUAUAUUAACAAGCAUCGAAAGGCAUAUGAAGAACGGCUGAAGAGGGAACAGCAGAACCUUCAGGGAAAAACCUCCGAGGGGGGGGUGGAGAAGGUUGCCCGGAGCGAAGUGGCCAAGGGAGAUGCUACUGAGCAGUCCAAUGAAACCGACAACCGGAACAAAAAUCUAAAGGAAGGAGAUAGUCAAAAUGCUAGUCAGAGCGACGCUACGAGAAACUCCACGAGGGACGAAAAUAUUAAUCAAGUUGAUGCUGACUACCUGUUUGCCCUGAAGCUGAAUGAGGCCUUGAAUGGACACGCUGAACCUACUAGCGUGGCGAACGAAAAGAACCUGAGUAGUGUAGAACGGAACGAAGAUGCAGACCCUAACGAAUGUGGAGGGGAUGAUGUUAGGAAGCCGGACAACUCUUACGUCGAAUGCCUCCUGGGGGAUAAUAACUACAUGCCCUUUUGUGUAAAUUACAACGUAGGGAGGGGUGACAGUACGAAUCAGAAUUCACUGUCCCCCAGUGGAAGAAAUAGAAGGAGUGGCCACCACGUGGACCAUGAGGGAGGAGGUCAUAUGUACGGACCUUACAACCUUCGCAGCAGGAACAACCGAAUGAAUGGCUUCCAAAGCAGCAACAACCGUGAUAGACGCUACUCACCCCGUUUAAACAGCCCACAUGAACCCAUUAACAUUUCCUUAAGCUCGGAUGACGAGGAAGAAGUUCAAGUGAAUAAUGAAAUAGCGAAAAGUUACUUUUCAAAGGACGAUGGGGUAAGAAGAAGCAGCGAGGUUUUCUACGUUCCGGAGGAGAAUUUAUCCUUGACGCCAAGGCAGAGUAAGCCAAGUGGGCAAAGCAAUCUGGGUAGACCAUUUUCCACCCGGUGGGAAGACUCAAAGGGGGAGGUAACCACCGUUGAGGGGGGAAAACCCAAUCUGUGUAUUCAGGCAUGUGGAGGAAAAGGAGGAGAAAAUAUCCCCAGGAUGAUGGAAAGGGGAAAUAAUUUUUCCUUCCAAUCUGUAGAUGCACAAGGUGGUGAAAACUCACCAACCGGACGUUAUAGCGACUCUGGAGUGGGUUCUGAAGCACCCAAAUGUACAGUAGAGAAAUCCAUCCAUGGUCUGUGCGAUGUCUAUAACGACCACUUUGGUUUCACCAAUAGGGGGACAUAUCGGUUUGUCCGAAGUGCAGCCGCGGAGGUGGGACACCCACUUGGGGAAGGAGGGAACCCCAAUGGGAAUAACCCCGUUAGGAGCAACUACGUGGAUUCAUCCGCGCGUGAGGAUUACUCACAAGAGGGAAGGUACUACGUGCACUACGAACCGAUGAAUCCAAGUGGAACGGAAAAGGAGAAAAAUAAACCAAUGUUUGAGGGUGCAUAUGAUGUGGAUUCAUACGGUGAUGAUGGGGUAGACAACGGGUCAAGGUUCCUUCCUAGGGGAAAGUAUCGUAACGGAGGAGGAGGAGGAAGAGCGAAAAAUGCUGAAGGGGAAUACUACAAGGAAUACGUGCAUGACGGUAGUGAUGUGAUCCCCUUGGAGGGAGAAGAUCUGAUUGGUGGUGACACCCCUUCGCCAUAUAAAGGGAGGGCGAAGAAAAGCAGAAGGAAAGUGAAGGACCUCACCCAGGUGGAGAGAAUCCAUAACGAUGAAGGGUUUUCUCCUCAGAUAGUUCAACUCGAUGGUGCACCUAAGAUGACCUACACUUUGAGGUCGUCCGGAAAAAAACCCACGAAUGAAAAAAUUGAAGACCCAUACUGCUGCAAGGGUGAGGGUCAUGAGGUACAAAAUGGACGUGGUGUUGAGGGUGGCCCUGAGGAUGACCCUUUUAUCUUCAGGACAGAUUUGGGAAGGAGGAACGAUCCGAACAUGGGUGUAUGUAACAGUGGAGGGUACCCAAAGAGGAGCGGCGUAACCUAUGCUGACAUGGGUCGAGACAUAAUGCAAAGUGAGUCUUCCCCUUUUAAUAUGCUCCAUUUUGAAAAGGGCAACCCCGUGGAGCAAAGUGUAAACGAUUAUUCUGUAAACAACGUUCUGAUGCAGAUGGAUGACAAUGCACGGGUGCUUGCAGAAAUGGCUAGCAAGUGUGCACCUCUUGAGAAAGGAAGUCGUCUCCCCUUUGAGUCUCUGCACCGUGGGGCAAUCGAACAGGAGGGGAGUCCCCACUCGAGGACGAAUGAACCCCCCGAACUGUUUACCGGCAGGGACUUCACACUGAACCAUUGCCAGGAUGGCAUAAGUUUAAAUACGUUUAAUCGCCCAGAGGGAGGGUUGCGUAAUUAUGUAGAAGAGGGGAAGUGGUGUGGUGCUCCCCUAGAUCGAUCCAGUGCGCUACGUGGUGCCCAUUUCACCGGGGAAGUGCCCUCAUCAUCCCGCAUGGUGGAAGAACCCCUCUGUGGUGAAGCCGCCCCACACAGUGAAUUUCUCCUGGUGAACGAAUACGGUGCAUCCAACUAUAAAGUGGUGCCAAUAAAUGGAGGAGGUAAUUUGCAAGGCAGCCCGGAAGAGAAGAGAAAAAAGGAGGGUCACUACAGAUACGUGAACAACGACAGGACGCUAAACCGAUUCAAUGGGAAGAGCCCUUUAGGAGGUCCAACACCAGACGUGUAUGUAAUUGACGAAGGCACAACAUUUGGUGAACCACAUUCUACAUACGAACAAAACGUCCAGCAGCACCACAUGGGGGGUUACCUUCCAGCGGGGAUAUUCAACCAGAAUGCACAACAGGUUGGUUAUAGGAAGAGAGAAAACGCAGGUUCAGUUAAAGCGGAAGGGACACAGAUGGAGCAGGAGCAGGUACAGGAAGGGUCUGUUGUAAAUUCACUUCAAGGUGAUGCUUAUGCAAACCGUGACGUCUCCGACCAGAGUUACGGAAGAGGCAUGGAUGACAACACGACCUCUGCCAUGGACCAGUGUGACCAGGAGAGCGGCAACAGUGAGGACCUGAAUGUGCAGCAAGCCAUCAUUAACAGCCUAAUUGAUUUUUAG
Messenger RNA from Plasmodium coatneyi, 2997 nucleotides. RefSeq lists its product as uncharacterized. The record is from RefSeq and is a predicted model, not a curated record. NCBI's taxonomy places the organism in Eukaryota, Apicomplexa, Aconoidasida, Haemosporida, Plasmodiidae. The transcript is spliced from 2 exons. The coding region runs from base 1 to 2997 and encodes 998 amino acids.